Messenger RNA from Mercurialis annua (annual mercury), 1162 nucleotides. Its product is annotated as THO complex subunit 4A-like. The coding region runs from base 1 to 930 and encodes 309 amino acids. Gene Ontology annotation, cellular component: nucleus. Gene Ontology annotation, molecular function: mRNA binding. Lineage: Eukaryota; Viridiplantae; Streptophyta; Magnoliopsida; Malpighiales; Euphorbiaceae. The transcript has 5 exons. The record is from RefSeq and is a predicted model, not a curated record. Gene Ontology annotation, biological process: mRNA export from nucleus.
AUGGUAUAUUUUUCUUUCCCAAAAAAGAACAAAACAUUCAUUUCUUGUCCGUGUCAGUCUUCUUCAAAAAGCUUGCUUGCUACGUUGCAUUACCAGUACUACACUCUCUCACUCUGCUCUACAAAUUUCCUCACAAAUUCCCAAAAAUUUCAAAAUUUAAUUGUUAUGAAGAAAAUAGAAAUGAAAAGCUCUAAUCUAGACUUGUCUCUAGAUGACAUAAUCAACAAAAACAAAGCAAAAAUACGUUCCGACAGAGGCCUCACCGGCACCGGAGCCGGAACCACCGUAACGAGGGACGCCGUAUUGAGUUCUGAACCGGGUGAUCACUGUGUUCGCCGGUUUGUUAACCGUGAACAAACCAGACCGAGCCCUUACCCAAUGCGAGCUAGUACGAUGAUGCCGAUCAGAAGUGGAGGAGGGUUUAAGGAGGAAUCAGAAGCUAAGAUUUACAUAUCAAACUUGCAUUAUGCUGUAUCUACUACUGAUAUUCAGUUGCUUUUCUCUGAUGUUGGUGAAUUGAGAAGUCAAUCAAUCCAUUAUGAUAGAAGUGGAAGAUCAAAGGGAACAGCCGAAGUUGUAUUUGCUCGUCGAAUAGAUGCUCUCGCAGCUAUAAAGAAAUACAACAACCUUCCACUUGAUGGCAAGCCAAUGGUACUUGAACUUGUAGGAGGUGAUUUGCUUCUGCAUUCAACUGAAACUGGCAUCAUGGCAGAACCCGUUGAUACUGUAUUCAAUAGAUUGUCCCGUGAUGGUGGUCGAGAAGACAUUGAUGCUAGAGGUUGGAGACACAGUGGCUUAUGUGAUCGAGAAUUUACACAGACCCGGGAUCAAGGAAGGGACCUUGGUGAGAAACCAACUGCAGAAGAUCUCAAUGCUGAUAUGGAGAGAUACCGCCUUGAAGCAAUUAAUUUAAAAAAGCUCUUCCGAUGAUUUUUGACAGACGCAAAGUGAUAGAAUCAUCAUCAUAGAUUCAUAGUCUAACUCAAGCAAGGCACAGUGUUUUUGAGAAUAGUUUAAAAUCACUGCAUUUAUUAACUGGUUAUUUUGCCUAAGAAUGUAUAUACAUAUGCUUUUGAGUAGUUAGAAUAGUAUCGGAUAUGUGGUGAUAGAAUGAACAUAUUGGAGAAAUGAUCGACUAGUUGAAGGUUUUUGAUUUCUUAUU